Messenger RNA from Cryptotermes secundus, 538 nucleotides. RefSeq names its product 60S ribosomal protein L31 (gene RpL31). Gene Ontology annotation, biological process: cytoplasmic translation. The transcript has 3 exons. Gene Ontology annotation, molecular function: structural constituent of ribosome. The coding region runs from base 117 to 491 and encodes 124 amino acids. The record is from RefSeq and is a predicted model, not a curated record. NCBI's taxonomy places the organism in Eukaryota, Metazoa, Arthropoda, Insecta, Blattodea, Kalotermitidae. Gene Ontology annotation, cellular component: ribosome; cytosolic large ribosomal subunit.
CGAGCGUUGUUAGCGUUGUUUCGAGUUGUGAGUUCUUGCGAGUUUCUACCACGAGAAAGCGGUGUAAAUUUCAGUCUCUUUGCGUUGUGUGAUUUUAGGCGAGGAAGGAGGCCAAAAUGGCAAAACCAAAAGGAGAGAAGAAAAGUAAAUCAGCGAUCAAUGAAGUAGUUACCCGCGAAUAUACCAUUAACCUACAUAAAAGACUUCAUGGAGUCGGAUUCAAGAAACGUGCACCACGUGCUGUGAAAGAAAUUCGUAAAUUCGCAAUGAAGCAGAUGGGUACACCCGACGUUCGAGUCGAUACGCGACUUAACAAACAAGUGUGGUCAAAGGGUAUCAGGAAUGUACCUUUUCGUGUGCGAGUUCGUCUGUCCCGGAGAAGAAACGAUGAUGAAGAUUCACCAAACAAGCUGUACACAUUAGUUACCUAUGUUCCAGUGGCAUCUUUUAAGGGAUUACAGACUGAAAAUGUUGAUGCCAGUCAGGAAUAACUGCUGUAUAACUGAUUUCAUACAAUAAAACUGUCCUCUUAAUGCCA